This is a messenger RNA of Hippocampus comes (tiger tail seahorse), 21342 nucleotides long. Its product is annotated as protein unc-13 homolog B-like. Gene Ontology annotation, biological process: dense core granule priming; synaptic transmission, glutamatergic; synaptic vesicle priming. The record is from RefSeq and is a predicted model, not a curated record. Bases 475 to 19533 code for a protein of 6352 amino acids. Gene Ontology annotation, molecular function: calcium ion binding; calmodulin binding; diacylglycerol binding. NCBI's taxonomy places the organism in Eukaryota, Metazoa, Chordata, Actinopteri, Syngnathiformes, Syngnathidae. The transcript has 42 exons. Gene Ontology annotation, cellular component: terminal bouton; plasma membrane; presynaptic active zone cytoplasmic component.
CACGACACUUUUUUAUCACACAACGUCUGGGUUAAUAAUCACAGAUUAAUACAAUUUAAAAGUAUGCAGCAUAGGUAAGUAUUAUUUCCCAUGGUGGCUAUGUUUAUAAACGCACCCCAGUUCACAGAAAACAAUGCAAAUGCCGAAACACAUGAAAGUUUCAAAUUCCGAGCUCUUCACGCCGUCGUUUGAAUGCAACAGAAGAACCGCCCAGCUCGUCGGAUUUGAUCCUCCCUUUUAAUCGUUUGCGCGUGUGCGCGCGCGUCAAUCACAGUGUGACAGACAGCCAGUCAUUCCCGCAACAGCCGAGAGCCGCUGUGACAAGAAGGCGGCAACAAUGUCGACUUUUUUAGUCCCACUUUCAGUCCACGCUGAGUGGCGGGACUCGAACGUGUGUGGAGGCUGAGGAUGUGCAACAAGUGACUGAAGGAGCAAGUGUGCGACUCCUCAAGACACCCAAAACAACCCGCUGCGAUGUCGCUGCUGUGUGUCAGAGUGAAGAAAGCCAAACUUCACGGGCCUCCAGAUAAGUUCAACGCCUACGUGACACUAAAGGUUCAGAAUGUGAAGAGUACGACCAUCGCGGUACGCGGCAACCAGCCGUGCUGGGAGCAAGACUUCAUGUUUGAGAUCCGUCAUCAGGAUUCCCCCCUGGUGGCAGAAUUGUGGAACAAGGGUUUGAUUUGGGACACUUUGAUAGGCACGGCGCUCCUACCGCUUGAUGCCAUUCACCAGUCCAACGAGGAGGGUCCUGGCGAGUGGACUUGUCUGGACUCAGAGGUUCUGAUGAAGGCAGACGAGAUCUUCGGCACCGCCAAGCCAACUCCGCACCAAGUGCUCCUGGACGCACGCUUCGAGAUGCCUUUCGACAUGCCAGAGGACGAAGCUCAAUAUUGGACCCGCAAACUAGAUCGCAUUAACAACAUGAACAUGGACGAGCAGGACUAUCCGCCGCCUGACAACCCCAUCGACAGGGGACGGAUGGCGUCCGCACCCUCGCCGUGCUCUUUCGACGACCACGACAGCGCGAUGGAUGACCAUGACAGUGAAGCGGGCGUCCGAGCACUGCCUCCGCGCUACCACAAUGCCUCGCAGACCAACUCGUCGGCCCACCAGUACCCUAUCCCGGGCCGGGUCCAGCGCCAGCAGGUCUUGCGGGACUCGGAUUCUGUGCACAGCUUUGAGAUGGACUACCCAAACCUUCGGGGUUCCAGGCGGUCAAGCAGCAGGCGCAGUGUAAGAAUAGUCCCGGUGGACUCAGGCAUGGGCGUAGAGGACUGGGAGGGCCAGUAUAAAGUGCCCGACACAGGAGUCCUGGAUGACUAUUUGGACCAGGAGCAGAAGAUGUGGGAGGACGAGGAUGAGAGCAUCAUCUAUCGCCUCACAGAUACACCAGCAGCGCAUGAGUCCAGAGGCAGCAGAUUCUACCAGACAGUGGAGUGCAAUACGCUCUCGCCCGAAGACAGCGAGGUGCACCGCCGACCACCAAGUUUCGACACUGGAGACGUCCGCUUGGUUUACCGGGAAGCCGGCAGCUUUGAAGACGAGUUGUCACCUCCCGAGAUCGACAUCAUCCCGUCCAUCAAACGUCACCACCAGCAUGUGGACGGGGAAGGUCUGCUCUUUAAGACCAGGUUGUGGGCCAAGACUGCGUUGGAGGACAGCUACGCGGCGUUCCGUGAGGAGGAGGCAUCCCGAGAAGUGGCCAGGAUCAGGAGUGAAUUUGGAUCUGUGGGUUCUGACGAAAUGCAGUACUCCUUCGGAUCAGAUGAGGAACUUGAGGACCUGAUGCUCAACGAGGCGGAUGUCACAUACGAAUAUGACUCGUACCAAUAUCCAAGCAGGUAUGCGCCCCACCUUGGAGGGUUCACAAUGGGACCAGACCCGAGCAUGUUGCCCGAGGAUGAGUCGUGUGAGGACUACAUUGACCCGAUGGAUGAACUCAAAUGCUUGGUUGACUCCGUUUCGCAGUACUUGGCCGUGAAAGAGGAGGAGCUCAUCAGCUAUGAAUCACAGCAGAAACCGGUGAGGCGAAAACUUCCAUCUCUGCCAGUUGUGCCACCCGAGGAAAGUAAAAGCAAGGACGUCAAAGCCGAGGAUGUCGAAGCCGAGAACGUUGCGGGUGUUAAAGAUGCCAUGACGUCAUUUUUCAAUACAAUUACAGGAUCCAAAACCACAACUGAAGCAGAGGCUUCAGAGCUUCCCAAGGCUCCCGCUGCUGAAGGUGGUAUUUUCAAAUUGCUAUCCAUGAUUCCAAAAAGUAGCCCCGAAGCCUCAGAAACCUCUGGGGCGUUGUCCGCAGACCCACUGUCCUCCAAGGUCUUCCCCCAGGCUGAGUCUGGCAUCUCCAAGCUGCUUUCUUUCAUCCCCAAAAGCGGCGGUACGUCCCCGCCUGUGGCCAUCGUUCCCCCCGCUUCCCAGGAGCCCACCACCGAGAAGAAGUUUUCCCUGCAGUCUUUCAUCCCUUUCCAAUCAUCAGAAUCCUCUCAGCAAGCUGAAGCUAGCCAGACCUCCACAAGUACUGAGGCCCAAAGUAUUAACCAGACCAGUUCUGGUUUAGAAUCUGUGCUAGGGAGACUUAGUCCAAUGAGGCUGUUUUCCAGCACACCACCAUCAAGAGAACCAUCACCUUCCAGAGAGUCUUCUCCUCAAGCAUUAGAACAACAAAGUACAUCAGCUGCCAGCAAUGACCGUGCAACCCCAGUCCCAAGUCCUAACAAUGGUUCAGAAGCACAACCAAGAUCUAAUUCUGGGAGUGGAUCCGUUGAGCUCUUUCCAGACACAGGAAGUGGAUCAGUAGAGCUUCUUCCAGAGACAGAAUCAUCUGGUGAGUUAGCGGAUAUUGUGCAAACAACUCCCAUGUUACCAGGACCAAAACCUGAACCCGCCCCAGAAGAAACAGGCUUGUUCAGUCCUUUUAGGAAAUCUCUCUCCAGUUUGAUAUCCACUCAUCCUUCUGAAAGCUCCACAACAAACCCCAAACCAGCAGAGGAAUCUUUUUUAAGCGGCAAACUCAAGAUCCCGUUCUUCUCCGCAGAAGAUCCUCCCAUCACAAGCCAAGCAAAACCCGAAGGAGGGGUUCUCUCUGGGUUUCUUAAGUUUGCCACCGGGGAGGACACCAGUGUGCAGCCAAGAAGUCCAUCCCCUAGUCCCACGAGAACUCCCUCACCGAUCCGCGCGGCACUGCUUGAAAGCGCCCCAAAAGGAAACACUGAAACAGGCUGGUUUUCAAAUCUGUUCAAAGUGACUCAAAGUGAACCGGCAAAGGAACCUGCAAAGUCUCCGGUGACUCCCAGUGUGACACUCACCAAACCUAGCGGCAUAACGGAACCACACACUGAGCAAUCAGAGGAUUCUGCUAGCAGGAUAGAAACAUUGUUGGACAACAAUCGCCAGAGUCAGACUGAUCUCCAAACUAAGGAUCAUCUAGAAUCACGACCAGAAACUCCACAGCCUCAAGGAUUUUUGUCUGGAUUGUUGAAACUCGGCCCUACGGAGGAGUCUAAACAGACAAGAGGAGGGGAAAGUCAGCCUCAACAGGGUGGACUCUUUUCAGGGAUAUUUUCCUCACCAUCUCCACCUUCACCUCAGACACAGACCCCUGUGGCUCAACCAUCGGCAGGACUCUUAUCUGGAUUCUUAAAAUUUGCCUCUGAUAACAUGUCGGCCCCGACAAAUCAGCCACCGGCAAGAGAGCCACAGAGCCAGUCUAGCCAAGUACUUGAUCAAGGACAAGCUGCAGGUGCGCAACCCCCAAUUGGUGGACUGUUGUCUGGGCUCUUAAAAAGACCCACAGAUUCUUCUGUUACUCAGCCUAGUCAGGAAGUGAAAACAGAUGUGGCAAAUGAAAUGACUAAAAUGAAUAAAAAUGAAGAAAACUUUUCUCAUGGGACACCUCAGUCACGGGGUUCAUCAGGAGAAAUCAAAAUAGGUUCAUUGGAAAGUUCUACCCCUGACAAGCUGGACCAGCAAAUAGAAGUUGCCUCAGAUCAUCAACAAAAACCACCAGCAAAAUCCACAGCGGCAACACUACAGCCACCGAAAGGAACCUCACCAACCCAGGCUGCACAGUCAGCAAAUUUGUUGUCUGGGCUUUUUAAAAAGACUGUAGAACCUCCCUCUGCAUCAUCUCAAACACAGCCAGCAACCCCUCAACAAGGAAGCUUCCUCUCUGGCCUUUUUGGACUUGGGAGCCAAGACCCAGCCCCUGAAAAUUCACAGAAUCAGGAACAAAGUGGAACACUGGGACGGCAACCAUCUCACCAACCGGGCCUCAGACCGAACUUACACAGGCAAAACCAAAUCCCCCCACAGCACCCCCCAAGCAGUCCUGCGGGGAUGCUCACUGGAUUUUUGAACAAAAUUGCAGAUGUGGGAACUCUGCCGACUGCCGCUUCGUCGGGUAGUCAACAAACUCAGCAAAAAACACCAACAACUUGUCCUAAAACAACCCAGCAACCUUCUAAUCAACAAGGUUUCUUGUCCGGACUCUUUUCAUCAAGUCCUCCUACUCAAAUUCAGCAGGAUCAGCAACCACCUGUGAGUCCUUCCAACAGACAACCACUGCGAAGGCAAAGACAGAUACCCCAACAAUCUGCAGCCCCUGUGGCAGAGCCGCAACAAGGUGGUGUUUUGUCAGGGCUGUUCAGUAAAUUUACCACCGAAAACACACCACAACAAACAACCCCGCAGGGGGUGCUUCAACCGGGCGCUAAAUCAAACACUGCUGGAUCUCAGCAAAAUACAGGUCCAGCUGGUAGCCAGGGAGGAUUCUUGUCUGGGCUGUUAAGUCAAACCGCGUCUCCGCAGCAGCAACCGUUGAGUAAAAAUGUUCAACCUGCCGCACCAGAACAACCCAAUCAAAGUGGAGGCUUCCUCUCAGGUUUUCUGAAGCUUGCAUCUGGUGAGAAUGCAGCUCAGGAACAUCAUGCACCCAAAACUGAGGGCAGUCAACCCAGCCAACCUACAACCAAAUCUGAAUCGAGUGGCAUAUUUUCUGGCCUGCUCAACAAAAUUUCAGCUAAUGUGGAGCAAACACCGCCUGCGUCUGACCAGGCAAACCAUAAAACGAUUCAGCAGCAGCAGCCACUGCGCGCGGGACAAGGGCGUCCUCAAAUUCAGAGAACAAAACCAGUGGAAAUGCAUUCCGCACCUGAUGUGGUGGGAGAGGACUCAAAAGAUCAAAAGGGCUUCCUCCCAGGUCUGUUCAGUGCCACAGAGGAGUCCUCCUCAAAAACCUCCAUCCUCAUAAAGGGUGAAUCAAAACCACCCAGUACGAGUAGCACAUCCCCUGGUCUGUUGUCAAGCAUUUUUAAAACCGCCCCCAGUGACAAGACUGUUUCUGCCCAUGAAAGGGAACAAGAAAAAGGCCUUCUUAACCGUUUGUUGCCCAAGACUAAGGAGGAUACACCUUUAAGCACAGCAGCAGUCACAUCUUCUUCUGUUACCGUUGCAGUGGGUCCCGACCCCUCAGAAGAACUGCCGCCGCGGGUUCCCACGGUGACCCCCACCCAGCGUUACCUUGAGGAAAUUCAGCGUCUCUUGUACGGGACAGCAGGAGAGUAUGGCUACAAGGAUCUUUUGUAUAACUUCACAGAGCACGGCGUAAUUCCACCUGAGCUCUACGAGCACCAGUGUCUCAUUGAGGCGCUCCUGUGGCAGCAGCUCAAUGACUAUGCACUCGCCGAGGCUCUUGCCUCUCAUGAAGGCUACCGGGAAUGCCAAGCACCUUUGACAGCUGCAGGCAGAGCGCCCCAGUGUGACAGCCACCCAUGGCUUAGUCCUCAAGAAAUGGAUAUUAGUCAGUUUAAUGUACCGUCACAUCCAUGGAAGGAUCCUGUCGCCCAACUUUUUGAGAGCAGAAACCGCUUCCUGGAACCGGAUGAAGACCUAGUUUUGUUCGACAUGAGCUGCAGGGAAAAGAUGCCGUGGACCAGCUGUGACCACUUGGACGAACUUGUCAGGAAGCGCCAACCCUGGAUUACACAGGGUGGGGGUCUAAAUCUGUCUAGUGAAAAGUCAAAAAACAGACUAAACCGAUGUCAGUCCCUCACAGAGUUCAACUAUGUAGCGGAGAAGGCAGCAACAUUAAAAGAUGUGACAGUCGCCGACUUUAGUUUGAAGUCAGCUACAGACUUUUUAAAACAACUGGCCACCAAAAAAGGUCCGGUGGAUCUAACUCGUGGCGCCAUGGAUCUAAGCACAUCAACCGUGAGCUCGGUGCUCAGAGAUGACGAAAUGCUUUUUGAGGACUCAGAAUGGUACCAACAGUGGCUGUCACUACUGGAACAAGGGCUCUGGUGGCCAGCAGAAGCUGAGGACUGCGGAUAUUACGUGUACACCAAUGGAGACUUCAUUUUUUCUCUUUUAACCGACAGAGCUGGUCGACACCUUUAUGCUUGCGCUGCGCCAGACGACCUACAGACACUCAGUAACAUUACAGAAAACAUUGCAGACAUUCUGACCCAGAAAGAACAGGAAAAAGUAACCUUGUGUGGAUUUAAAAUCCCGCUCUGCACGGAAGAAAAAGCUCCUUGGUUUCCAGAGCAACUGAACACCAAAUCGGGGCUCCCGGAAGCUCCGCAGGAUCUCACCUCAGCCCUAUGUAAAGGCGAGAAAAUCAUGAACAUGAACUUGGAAAGUUUCUCUCAGAUGUUUCAGGAGUCCCUGUGUUCACAAUUAGAAUCCCCCGUGGACUUCACGGUGUACAAACUCAAAAAGGUCACGGUGGGAGCGGCAGAAAACCUUGACAGCCACUGCAACCCUCCAUUGGAAGCCGCCGAUCUGACACUAAACUCUUUUAAAGCGGCUCAUGGACAACCAUACUGGUUGAAUCAAGCUGUGAAAGAUGUGCCUACAUCCCCAGAUCCACCUUCCCUGAGGUCCUUCCUGCCAACAACACCCAAGAAACAUCACCAAAUCCCUGAAAUUAAGAUUGGGCAUGUGGAUGAUGUACCUGUGGACCAAUCUCAACAAAAAAACAGAUCUGUCAUUUCAAGAGGAAACCUUUCCAAGUCAAAUGCUGAUCUGAAUCAGUCUCAUCCACUUCCGCCCUCCACCACUCCGUCACCAUGCAAGCUCUCCUCAAAUGUCACCAGGACCCUUCCCCAGACUUCACCAGCAUCAAAGAUACCUGAACCGAUGCAAAGGAAACUCCCCCCUUCAGCAAAUGUUAAUUCGGUCCCUUCAGCUCCUUCGUCACCAAUAGCUUCAGUUAGUUCGACCACCGUGUCUUCUUCUCUGAGACCUCGACUAGCAAGGCAGCACUCUCAGGCAGACAAACCCAGAUUAUCACCGCAAUCAACAAAGACUGCGGUCGCUGGCCCUGGCAAUGUCAGCAAAAUCCCCUCCGCAGAUGCUCCAGCUCCCAUUCCGAAAGGUUCCUGCAAAGGAGCACCGCAGUUACACAUUCUGAAUCCCUGCGCAAAUGCUGAAUCCAAACUUUACAACAGAAACCAUUACGUCGGCUCAUCGACUGGUCCUCGGUCGGGUGAGAAAGUUUUGGACUUUUCCACCGCAAGCAAAAACAAAAAGCCUUCAACUGAAAAACAUCUCCAAACGAAAGCAUUGGAGCAAAAAAUGGAGGUGGUUGACUUUUCCAAACACAAAUUGAAACGAUGCAAGGAAUCAGAGGAAGAUUUGGUCUUGACUGACAAGGUGGCUGUCAAUCUUACCAAACAGAAGGAGGAGGAGGAAAAAGAGGUGGAGUGGCAUUUUGCAGAAACUGCAACUAUUUCAGGACCCCCGCAGACCUCCUCCGCACCCGCUGAUUUACGUUGUACACGUGGAGGGCGAUCAUCCAGUCAUCAGAUGCAUGACCAAAGUCUCUCUAAGUCCAAAAGUACCGCUAUCACUGCGGAUGCACAUAAUUACAUUACAUCAUCUCCCAGGAAAGAGUCAAAUCAAGUAGACUGUGUCACCCUGGUAGCAAAGCCGAACUCAAUACAGUCCGUAGCAGCUUCUCCUAAGAUGAGUCCGAUUCCGAUGCAAGUCUACGUUGAAGAACAGCAACCAAAUUAUGUUUUAAAUGCGCAUUUGCAACCACACGUAUCCUUAAUUAGCGACUGGUCAUCACAGCAGUCUUGUGUCGACAACAGAACAACCUUUACAUCCACUAACCACCCAUCUCGUGAAAACCAGGAGAUUACCACACCGUCAAACUUGUUUAAAGCUGUACUAGAUAUGUCUGCAAAGACCACAGCCCAGCCAAAGUUGCAAAGUAAAGAGACAAAUCAAGUGGGAUGUUUCACACAGACUGGAUCCAUACCAUCUGCCUCAUCUUUUCAAAUGAGCCCCAUUCCAAAGCAAGUCCACAUUGGGGAACAGCAACAAAAUUACGCUUUUAAGGUUCAGAGGCAACCAUGUGGAACCUUAGUUGCAGAUUGUUUGGCUCAUCAGACUCACAUUGACAGCAGAAGAGCAUCUUUUACAUCCGCUUCAAGUCAGUCUCUUGAAAACCAACCCACUGUGCCAGCAAACUCUGUCAAAGCCGUACAAGACAUGUCUGCGAAUAUAGGAAAACUCCCACCAAAAGGACACAAAAGUCUAUCAAAACACUCUGAGCAGAUCACUGAAGCACUUGCACUGACAAAGAGAAAACCUGUCAGUCCGGAACGAAAACACCCAAGUGCAACUCAUCAGGACUCUCUUGACCUAUCAUAUAGAGAAGUACCAGAGGUCUUGGAAGAUCCUCUCGCUAUUGAUUCUCAUGAAAACCAUCAAAAACAAUCGAUGAGAAGAGAGGAUAUUCAAAGAGCCCGCGACAGGGUCCUCAUACAGCCGUGGCGUUCUUUCGACCAAUCCCCUGACCAAGCCUCAGCACCUGCCAAUUCUAUCAAGGCUGUGCUUGACAUGUCUUCGAAACCAACAGGCUCGAAAACGUUGGUACCCGACAUGAGAAUGGAUGACUUUCUGACUAAAGGAAUUCCCUUAACCAAAGGAAAUCUCAUCAACCGCCAAAGGGCACGAAACAAUUCUCUUGGCGUUGCACUUAUAAAAGACCUUCCCUCUCAAGAAUCCUUUGAGUGGAUUCAGUGUCUGGAAUGGCAGAGCACAGUUUCCCUCCCACCCCAGUUAAAGUAUUCAGAUGCCGUAUCAUUAGCUGUGCCCCACACAUCCGCUUCCGUCAUUACCACCCGGGGAGGUCCAUUGGACAUGUCACCCAAGCCACCCGAGAACACAACAAUAAAGGCCACGGAGUCUUCAUUUGGGCUUCAUGAAGCCGUUUCACUCAUUAAUAAGCCAAGUGCACGGGCAAUGGCCAGGAAAGACUCUGUUGGCGUCCCACUCGUAGUGGAAGUAGAAUCUACGUACCAUAAGACACCUUCAGCCGAAUCUCAACAAAGAAGGGUCUCUCUGACUGGACUCAACGCAACAGAGACCCACGACAGGGAGAUAUCCAACUGCCAUACCAAUGAGCUUUUAUCCUCCACAUACAAGCAAGUGCAGCAAGCGAACAAACCAGUGGACUUCUCUGCAAAAGACAGUGUAAACACAACACAUAUUUCCAGUAUUUACACCGAACAAGAAGAUGGACUGCCCAUAAAUUUCAUGAAUGUCAAUGCAAGGAAAGAAUCUUCAGAAAUAGAACAAACUGGUAGGCAAAUCAAAAAGAAGCUACUGCAAGGUUUAGUGGACCUGACUGUGGCUCCUCAAAGUAAGACCACAAAUAGUCAGAGUGUGAGCGAUCUUUCUGCACUUGCUUUGUAUCAAAGAUGCCAAUACAGGCAACAGGAGUACAGAACAGCCCAUAUCCCUCAACAAAUCUUUAAACACUCACCCUAUGAUCACAAUACUCAACCAGGUAUGACUGACCUCUCAGGAACACAGCUUCACUUUGCACCAAAAUCCAGUAUUCAACCAAAGCUCGAUGGCAUGUAUCAACAGGCCAGGACAGUUGAAAGAUUUGAAGCCAAGAAACUUGACCAAAUAGAUCCAAACAUAACCCAAAUCAGUCUUGAAGGUUACCGGACACCUGUAGAUUCAGUUACUCCACUACCAAUGGUGACAAUGUCACAAAGACAAGAACCAAGUGUUCCUGUGAAACCCCAAAUUCUCAACAAACACCCGACUGUGGCUAGCUUGGAGGAAAGCCCCUCACAAAGAGUCACAGUAAGUCAUCAAAAGCCAUCAGUUCCCCAGAAACAUGUUCCUGAAACUAUCAAGACCUCUCAACCUUUGAAUUGUCAAUCGUCCCCUGUGUCAGUUGUUAUUCAAGAAUCUGGAAAACCAACACUCGAUAGUUCAUCGAACUCUGUGGAUGCUCUAAUUUUGGGGUCAAUCACACCCCCCCAAUUAUCAAAACAGCCUGACUCGAGACGAUAUCCUUUCAGUGUGGACCAAAUUCAUACACCAAAUGCACUUUCAACUUCUACCAGUUCUACUCAGCAUGCAUCAGAAUUUACAGCACUUAUCUCACAACCAACUGCCUCAAAACACGAGCCUUUAAAGCAAACAAGGGAACAAAGUUUUAGACCUAAUCUCCAAACAGGCGAACAAGGUAUAAGACCGGAACUACAAAGACAGGAAGCGAUGCCUUCACCCCAGUCAAGAUCCUCUUGUGUCAAGGGAUUAGUUUCAUUGUUUAAUAGUCAAGGUUCCCAGUUUCAUGUCAGUGGAAAACCAGAAGUGACACCCCACCCUACUAUAACCGGCUCUACGCUCGUGGACCAGAAGUCUCAGAUUACCACGCAGAUUGUUUAUGGUGGGCAUGUUGCACGUUCUCCCGAUGCGAGCCUCUCGUCGGUAGUUAGUAGUUUAUCGUCUGAGCCUGCAACACCGCGGAAAGACUCCCCUCCUCGACCAUCACUCACUUCUGAAUCCCAUCGCAAAGUUAACAUUUUCACACCCAAUGGCUUGACCACGCAAGGAUCCCUGACAUCACUAUCCACCGUCACAGUUCAGCUAGCCCAAAAAACACCAAUAUCAAGCUUGCCAAGAUCAGAAUCUUCAUCAUACGAACCAGGCAACACCACACCUUCCAAAGUCACCCUCAAUAGAGACACUACAUUGGAACCCUCGCUUAAAUUGUCUGAGGAAUCAUCUGAAGCCAUGCCAGAGGAACCCAACACAAAAUCCCAUCAUCUAAGCACUGGAUGUGACCAAUUGCAGGAUAAAAUGAGCCUGCCCAGAUCAAUCUACAUUGGCAUUAAUGCUCCAGACAUGUCACCUGUUGAUAAACUGAUGGAUCCAAACGAGCCAAGACAAUAUGUUCGACUUCCCCACAUAUUUGUCUCAGCUGCAAGUUCACCUGAAGAAGAGUCGACUGAAGACAAUUCCAAAGAAUCCAAAGAAGUCUACGCUGAUGAAGGAACCACUGCAACUGCUGUAACCCCCUCAGAGCUUCGGAAGGAUUCUGAACCUGCUGAUGAAGAUACGUUUUUGGAUGAUGGAGUUACAGAUGUCAUUAGCACAGAGAACACACCUUGCUUUUCCGAGAGUUUACUUCAGACGACAAUAAAUGAUAUGAAUGCAGGUGAUCAGAGCCAAGAAAAGGAACAUUCCCUCACGGAAGCCUUCAUUUCAGAAGCUGAUCUCAAAGCAGAGAGCCAUGCCGUUUAUAAACCACCUGAUGACAAACCAAUCGCACAACCAGAACCAGAUAAGCCACCAAGUAGCCUGACACCAUCAGCCCACGACGCAGAAAAAAGUGCAGAAUCUCCUGUUGAGGACAAAAGAACAAUUUCAGAAAUUGUAUCACCUGACGACGAGUCUCUCAAUAAACUGACUGAACAAACGUCGGAGAUAAAACCCUCUAAAGUCAUCCAACAACUUGAUGACAAGACUGCAAACGAUACCUCUUUUCCUGCUUCUGAAUUCAGUUCUGUCAAAGAAGCUUCUAAGGAAGAUGGUUCAUCAGGCUUGCUUGAUCAACUGCCCAAUGAACAAGGAAAGGGUUUAUGUUCCAUGUCUGAGAGCUCUCCUGUAAGCCCAGAACAGACUGCUGGACUGUCAAUACUUGGAGGCAUUCUCCCUGGUUCAGCUAACAAAGAUACAGCUGGUGCUGGUUUACUCUCAAAGUUUGGAUCAAGUGACCCAGUGUCCCCCGAAACCACAGGACAAUUACCCCAGUCAACUCUACAAGAGCAACAAGGAAAAGGUCUGCUCUCAAUGUUUGGUGGGUCACAUGUCGCAUCUUCUCCUGAAACCAAAGGACCAUCACCAUCUUCAACCCCACAAAAAACACAAGGAAAAGAUUUAUCCUCAGUGUGUGGUGGGUCAAAUGAUCCAGCAUCCCUUGAAAUUAAAGAACCUUUACCUCAGUCAACCCCACAUGAGCCACUAGGAAAAGGACUACUCUCAAUGUUUGGUGUGUCAAAUGUCCCAGUGUCCACUGGAACAAAGGGACCGGCGCCUUCUUCAACUCCACAAGAACCACGAGGAAAAGGUUUACUGUCAAUGUUUGGUGGGUCAAACAUUCCAGCAUCCCUUGGAACCAAAGGACCACCACCUGCUUCAACCCCACAAGAAACACAAGGGAAAACGUUACUUUCCAUGUUUGGAGGGUCAAACAUACCAGCGUCUCCUGGAACCAAAUCACCAUCUCCUUCUUCAGCCGUACAAGAAUCACAAGGAAAAGCUUUGUUCUCAAUGUUUGGUGCCUCCAAUAGUAAUCCACCAGCCGGGCCAAGAGGCCCAACUGCUGGAAGUGUGCCACCAAGAGGUCCUCCACCUAAAGAACCGCCAGGAAAAACCUUGUUUUCCAUGUUUGGCGGACCUGUGCCCCAGCAGGGGCCAAGUCCAAGAGGUCCUCCUCCAGCUAGUGCUGGAUCUUCUUUAUUCGGCGGCAUUCUACAAAGUUCCUUGAAUAAAGAAAGCCCAGGAACGGGCCUGUUCUCCAAAUUUGGAGGCCCCACUGCCCCCGUUCAGAGUGGUCCAAGAAUGUCUGCAGCAGGACAAACGGCACCAACAGGACCCAGAGCUUCAGAGCCCCCUGGAAAAGGACUGUUCUCGAUGUUUGGUGGCCAAAAUCAGCAGAAUCAGACAUCUGAAUCAGAGAGUACUUUCAAAGUUUCUUCUGUGUUCUCUCUCGGAGGUAGUUCUGAUGGAAACAAAGCCAAAACUGGCUUUGGGAUGUUUGGAAUGUCUUUCGCGGAGGAGUCCAAAAAAGAGCCACAAUCAAUUGUUCUUGGGAAGGUGGUGAGUAGUACAAGUGAAGAUCUAAAAUUUCCAGAAAAAAAAGAGGCUAUCCCGACAGAGCCUAGCCCAAGUGAAGACGUAAAACCCCAAGAAACGAAAGAGCCUCUCGCGAUGGAGCCUAGCCCAAGUGAUCAUUUAAUACCCACAGAAACGAAAAAGGGUCUUGAGGCGGAGCCAAGCCCAAAUGAAGACGUAAAACCCCCCGAGACCACAGAUAAUGUGGACCCUAUGCCUUCCCCUUCACACCCGGAUGACAUUUCAACUGAAAGGGAACGUGAAGAAAACCAGGACUACCCAAAACAAACUUUUGACAAUACUGUUCCAGCAACAGAAGAACACAAAACUGAUAAAAUUCCACUGUGCACUGAAAAUAACUCUGAUCUAGGGUCAGAUACACCAAAGCUGAUUCUUCUUCGAGAAAGUGGCUCUAUGCACGAUAAAGAAGUUGGGGUUUUGGGCAAACAAUCAGACCAAAUGAGUAGAGAUGGCAGCAAAGAAGUUGGUGACUCAGAGAUGGGAACAGAAAUCAAAAGCCCUUCACUAUCAGACAUGAAAGACGGUGUUCUCAAAUCUGAAACUAUGACUUGUGAUGAUGAUGCUAGACCUGAUAUGUGUGGGGUGAAGCAUUUGCAAACUGGUAUUGAAGACAUACCGAUUUCUGAGCUAAAAAAAGAACAUGAACCUGAAGGAACCCCAAAUAUUCUCAGUAAAAAUGAAGAACCCCACAUUGAGCAAUCAAAUGUGAAAGAACAAACAGUAGAUGCGGAAAAACCAACCAGUGAAUCACCUGACGUUCCUGGCAAUGAGGGUGGUAUCGAGGUGGAGGAAGCAACUGUAGUCAAAGCAGAGGAACCCACCACAGAACCAAUGACUUUGCUCCCACCCUUUGAAAUGUCAGCGACUGCAACAGAACCAAUUCAGGCAGAAUCUUCAGCACAACUACCAUUUGUACCAGACCAACCCUCUGAUAGUUCUCUGCCAGCGGUUUUGACAACAGCUGAGGAUAAAAGUCCUGGAAGAAACCCCCCAGAAAUCAUGCCUUCAGACACGGUGCACAUUAAGUCUCCACCGGUGGGUCCUGAUUUGCCUCCACUGCAAACCAUACCCAGACCUCUCUCAGGUAGACCACCUGUCCCACAAGGACAAAGAAUAGGAGCAUCAAGACUGGGAGGCCCGCCACAGAUGGGGGCACCGAGAAUGCCUGGGCCCAGACCACCGGGCCCUCAGAAACCCUCUGAGCCAACUUCGUUUUCGGGCUUCAUGUCUAUGUUCUCCAACAGACCUAGCACACCAAGUAAACAACCAACUGUUGGUGGAUUCUUUUCAAGGUCACCCGGUUCUCUCUUCGAGUCAUCUGCUCCUCGUCAAGAGCAAAAAACACAACCACCACCACAAAAAAGCUCAUUUUUUGGCCUUCCAAGUAGCAUUGCCCCUGAAUCCCUUACAGGAGACAUUCUCAGUAUGUUCAAGGGUCCUGAAGCGACUAAAUCUGAGGAACCACAGCCUACAUCAGAGAAGACUGAAGAACUUGUGAAGAUCACAGAGGACUCCAUCCCUGAAAAGGGUUCAGUAGAUGAAGCAGAACAUGCAGAUAAGAAAGAUGGCAAGGAAUGUCCUAUCCCUGAACAAGACAUGGAAGUAUCCCCCAAAAAUUUAGAGGAUGAGGAACACUCUGAGGUCUCUGACAAAGCAAUGUCACUUCCUCCUCCUGCAGCCCAAGACCCUGCAUCUGACACCAAAACCACCUUUGAAAUGCCAAACCUUUCUGCACCUAAAUUUAGCCUUUUAUCCGUUGCAACUGAGGGAACAUCAUCAAUCGGAUCCUUGUUCUCGACAUCUCCAACUGUGAAUGCGAAACAUUCUCAGCCCCCUCAGACAGAUGGGGGUCUCUUCUCUGGAUUUAAAAGUCUCUCAGUGGGCAUUUUCCAGGAUGAGAAGCAACCAGGAAAGGAAGAACCAUCAUCGGUGUUUGGCGCAAAACUAGGUUCGAUUUUCGGAACUUCGGAUUCUCCCAAGUCUACUGUUGUUAUCACUGCUCAACCGCAGCCCCAAAGCCCGAAACCCACUGACAUAGUGGACAAGCUCUCCCAAUGCUCGGGAGACACAGAGAGCGACACGGAAGGGCCUAGUGGGACUUCUAAAACCGAAAGCUGUGACAGCCUUGCGGAGUCACCGCAGACAGGAUUCGCUUCUGAGUCAGUGUCCCUGGCAGAAUGUUCUAAUGAACCCCAGGUACGAGCAGUUCCAUGUGAGGAAGAUGGCGACGUUGCAACACUGCUGAACACCGAGCCUUCGAAGAACCUCCUGACGCAUAAAACUGCUCCAAGUGUGACUCAGAGCAGUCGCUUGGACUCUUUGGACGUCAGCCCGAGCAGCUCCCAGCUCAGCUCCGAACUCGAGUCGGGCCAUCCGCCGGGGGGGUGCCUGCACCCCCCUCUCCAGGGCACCCAAGCGCCCACGUGGGAGCAGGACAAGGCGGAGAGUCUCGCACCGGACACCACUGAGUUGAGGGACACCUCCGUCCUGCCAUCCAAACCCGUCUGGGACAGCGACGAUAACAAGACCACGACCGACAUCUGGGUGUCGCCAGACGAUCCUCCUCAGUGUUCUCCUUCAAGGAUCCGCUGGCUCAAAUCAUACUCCAGAGUCAGGGCCAAUCUCCUCCUGAGCCAAGAUGGCGACCCCGGCAGGCAGCCGUGGGCCAAGCCAGGGGAAAACACACUGUUUGGCAUUGAUAGCACGCCGGCCCUCCAAAAGCGGAGGCCCAUUCCCCUCGUUAGUGAAGUGGCUAUGACCAUGAUCCAGUCCAGGAAGGCUGGCCUGUGCCACACGUUGGCGACGCGGACCUCCCUCAAUGACCAAGAGCUCAAGUGCCACGUGUACAAGAAAACGCUUCAGGCUCUCAUCUACCCCAUCUCCUGCACCACGCCGCACAACUUUGAGGUGUGGACCGCCACCACGCCCACCUACUGCUACGAGUGCGAAGGGUUGCUGUGGGGCCUCGCCCGGCAGGGCAUGCGCUGCGCCGAGUGUGGCGUCAAAGUCCAUGAGAAGUGCCAGGAGCUGCUCAACGCCGACUGCCUGCAGCGAGCCGCCGAGAAGAGCUCCAAGACGGGAGCGGAGGACCGCACGCAGCACAUCAUCAUGGCCAUGAAGGACAGGAUGAAGAUACGCGAGAGGAACAAGCCGGAGAUCUUUGAGGAGAUCCGCCGAGUGUUCAACAUGUCCAGGACGCUCCACGGCCAGCACAUGAAGAACAUCAAGCAGAACAUCCUCGACGGGACCUCCAAGUGGUCGGCCAAGAUCACCAUCAACGUUGUGAGCGCGCAGGGUCUCCAGGCCAAGGACCGGACGGGUUCCAGUGACCCGUACGUCACCAUCCAAGUGGGCAAGACCAAGAAGAGGACAAAAACCAUCUAUGGCAACUUGAACCCGGUCUGGGAGGAGAAGUUCAGCUUUCAGUGCCACAACUCGUCGGAGCGCGUGAAACUGCGCGUGUGGGACGAGGACGACGACAUCAAGUCACGGGUGAAGCAGCGGCUCAAGAGGGAGUCGGACGACUUCCUGGGCCAGAGCAUCAUCGAGGUCCGCACGCUCAACGGCGAGAUGGACGUCUGGUACCACUUGGAAAAGCGAACUGACAAAUCGGCGGUGUCGGGCGCCAUUCGCCUUCAGAUCAGCGUGGAGAUCGAAGGCGAGGAAAAGGUGGCCCCGUACCAUGUGCAGUACACCUGUCUCCACGAGAACAUUUUCCACUUGGUGACGGACGUGGAGGGCGGCGGCGCGGUCAAGUUCCCGGCGGCUCAGGGCGACGACGCCUGGAAGGUUUACUUUGACGAGGUGCAGCAGGAAGUGGCGGAUGAGUUCGCCGUGAGAUACGGCGUUGAGCCCAUCUACCAGGCCAUGACCCACUUCUCGUGCCUGUCGUCCAAGUACAUGCUGUCGGGCGUGCCGUCCGUGAUGAGCACGCUGUUGGCCAACAUCAACGCCUUCUACGCGCACCCCAGCGCCACCACCACCAACGUCGCCGCACCCGCCAGGUUCGCCGCCUCCAAUUUCGGGAGGGAUCGUUUUGUCAAGCUUUUGGAUCAGCUGCACAAUUCGCUGAGGAUUGACCUCUCCGCCUACCGAAACAACUUUCCGGCCAGCUGCAAGGCGCGCCUUCAAGAUCUCAAGUCCACGGUGGACCUCCUCACCAGCAUCACCUUCUUCAGGAUGAAGGUCCUGGAGUUGCAGAGCCCGCCCCGGGCGUCUUCGGUGGUACGCGAUUGCGUCAAGGCCUGCCUCAACUCCACCUAUGAGUACAUCUUCAACAACUGCCUGGAGCUCUUCGACCGCCAGUUCCAAACCGCCGCCCCCGCCCCUGAGCCAGAGAAGAAGAAGGGAAAGAUGGAGGGUGAAGACGAGGAGGAAGAGGAAGAAGAAGAGGAGAAAGACGAGAAGAAAAAGGAGAGCCAGCCUCCAGAGGAGCAAGGCCCGAGCAUCCAGAAUCUUGACUUCUGGCCCAAACUCAUCACACUGAUCGUGUCCAUCAUCGAGGAGGACAAGAAUUCCUACACGGCCAUCAUCAACCAGUUUCCUCAGGAACUGAACGUGGGAAAAGUCAGCGCUGAGGUGAUGUGGACGCUGUUCGCUCAGGAUGUCAAGUAUGCUCUGGAGGAGCACGAUCGUCAUCGUCUGUGCAAGCCUUCCGACUACAUGAAUCUUCACUUCAAGGUCAAGUGGCUCCACAACGAAUACGUCUCGGAUCUUGCCGCCUUCGCCGACGUCGUUCCCGAGUAUCCUUCGUGGUUCCAGCCCUUCGUCCUGGCCUGGCUGACCGAGAAUGAAGACGUUUCCAUGGAGUUUAUGCACGGGGCGCUGGAGAGGGACAAGAGAGAAGGAUUCCAAUCGACAUCGGAGCACGCGUUGUUCUCCUGCUCGGUGGUGGACAUUUUCACGCAGCUCAACCAAAGCUUCGGGAUCAUCCGCAAGCUGGACUGUCCCGACCCCGCCGUGCUGGCUCACUACAACAGACGAUUCGCCAAGACCAUCAGCAAAGUGCUGCUGCAGUACUGCGCCCUGCUGGCCAAAAACUUUCCAUCCUACUGCGCCAAGGAGAAGAUCCCGUGCGUGCUGAUGAACAACAUCCAGCACAUGAGAGUCCUUCUGGAGAGGAUGUUCGAGUCCAUGGGAGCAAAGCAGUUGGACACGGAAGCGGCGGACAUCCUCAACGAGCUACAAAUGAAACUCAACGGCGUACUGGAUGACUUCAGUGUUGCCUUUGCCAAGAGCUUGCAGGCGCGCAUCAGCGCGUGCAUGCGUCAGAUGUCGGAGCUGCUGUCCCAGAUGAGAGGCCCCCCCAACCCCGACACGGCCGAGGGGGAGGCCGACGCCAUGUUGAGGCCGCUCGUGGACUUCCUGGACGCCAAUCUGAGCGUGUUUGCAGACGUGUGUGAGAAGGCGGUCCUCAAGAAGAUCCUGAAGGACUUGUGGAAGGCGGUCCUGAGCGCUCUGGAGAAGAGCAUCGUGUUGCCGCAGAGUAACGACAGCUUGGGUGCGCAGAUCCUCACUGCCGCCAAAGGACUCUCCAACCUCAAGGGCGGCGCCGGCGGAAGCGGCGGCGAGGCCAAAACGCUGACGCCCAAGCAGUGCGCCGUGGUCGACGCGGGCCUGGAGAGCCUCAAGCAAUAUUUCCCCGCCGGUGGCAACGGCUUGAAGAAAUCUUUUGUGGAGAAAAGUCCCGAGUUGUGUUCCCUGCGUUACGCUUUGUCGCUUUACUCGCAGAGUACUGAUGCCCUCAUCAGAACUUUUGUCAGCUCGCAGCGGGAACAAGUGCACAGCGGCAUGGGCAUCAGAAUCACGGCGAACGAGAAGGUUCGACCCGAUCGAGGUUCGGGAGUGGAGAACCCGAUCGGCGAAGUCGUGCUGCAGGUGGACAUCGUCGCCAAGGAACGCAAAGUCGGCGUCAAAGUGAUCGGCGUCAAUGACCUGCGCUGGCAGACGUCCGGAAUGUUCCGCCCCUUCGUGGAAGUUUCCUUGCUGGGGCCGGCGCUGGCCGACAAGAAGCGCAAGUUCACCACCAAGUCCAAGAACAACUGCUGGAGCGCCAAGUUCAACGAGAGCUUCCAAUUCGCGUUGGGCAAAGAAGGCGGCGAGUGCUGCGAACUGCAGGCCUCGGUCAAGGACUACUGCUUCGGGCGGGCCGACCGGGUGGUGGGCGUGGCCGUGCUGCAGCUGCGCGACCUGGCCGGGCGUCGCGCCUGCGUCUGCUGGUGCCCGCUGGCUCCCGCAGUCCACACCGACCAGACGGGCGCCACCGUCCUGCGCAUCCUGGCCCAGCGGGCCAACGACGACGUGGCCAAGGAGUUCGUCAGGAUCAAGUCGGAGACGCGGCCCCCCGAGGAAGGCAGGUGAAGGAGGAACCUUUCCCAAUGGGGUCCGCCGACCGCCGCUACCACGGACGAAGACGGCGUGCAGCUUUGAAGGACUCCUACGUGUUGGCACCGCGGCAAUUAUUAGGAAAACCCAACUGAAAGCGGGUCCAGGAAAUGCAAGUACCAAGAUCAAAAAGGUUUCAGAAACUUUAGAUGGAACAAGUAACUUUUAUAGGCCCUCUUGUGUGUUCGGACCUUUGGAACUCCGAGACUAAAAGAUCACGCUCCUACAUGGCUGAUUGGAAUCCAUUAGUUCUGGGAACUACAAGAACCACGAACUCAAAGUUCCAGAAACUUUAGACGGAACUAGCAACUUUAAGAGGACCACCGAGUGUUGGGACCAUUUGAACCAUUGCUAAAUCUAGCCCCCAGACCAGAAGGUAACCCUCACAACGCCCCUAAAGGCAACCUUUUAGUUCCAGGAACUACAAACACCCAAAAUUAACGUUUCUGGAACUUUUAGGCAGCUUAGAAUUACCGUUGUGUGUGCAUCGCAGGAAUUAUUGCCUAAAUAUCGGGCGUCCUUCGGAGAGAGAUCCAACAAUGGUCAUGAACCAAGACCCAAAGUUCCCUGGAACUUGAGGACCAUCGGGACUUUGGUCCAAAUUUUGUUCCCAGGUAUUCUAUCGGGGCUAGAAGAUCUUUUAGUUCCAAGAACUACAGAAACCAGGAAUUGAAAAUUCCGGGAACUUUUCGUUCUAGAUCACUUGAUGAGGCCCACUGUGUGUUUGGACUGCAGGAACUAUUGACUUCAUGUAGUUCUGGGGUCAUUUUUGAGGUCCAAAAGAAGAUCCUCCUAAUGGGUGAAGUACUUUUGAGACGUUCAGGACACUGGAGGUUUUUAGUUCCACUACAAGUACUUCCUGGAACUGAUGGUGGAAAUGCCAGUUUCUACCAUCGUGGAUCCUAACGAAAAACAAAGUUAGUAAUUGGACCAAAAGAAAAGUCUGCUCAGUAUUUUUGAGAAGUCCUGGAACUAGAAGGAUCAGCAACUGAAUGGUCCUGAAGUAUUGUCCACAUUCAAUUUCGGGGUAAUUUAUCUGAGCCAAACUAAGACAUUCCUCCAAAAUGGCCAUCGUAAUGUUUACAAAUAUUUUGAUUUCUGCAUUAUUAGAAGAAGCUAGCUAGUUAGCUUCAAAGUGUGUUCUUUCGUGUCAUACCUUGAACGGCAACCAUUUUGCAAACGAUUGCCGCCAUUUUGUUGGUGGAAAACAACAUCGUAGUUCAUGAGCGCUUUAAAAUGUCGUUUGAUGUGAAAAGAAAAAUGUGGCUGUGACGAAGAGCAGAGUCCGCAUCGGGCGGCUAGUUUGAGUACCUUUCUUCACUCGAUGUCCUUAAAACUGGUGCUUGACGGCAACACUUGUGGAUUUCAAAAAGCAGGAAAGCAAAUUGUUGCUUGUGCUGCGUUACGGACAUGAAUCGUCAUGCCUAUUUUCUUGCUGCCUUGUAUUCAAACUGCGACGACUGCUGCCAAAACGAGGACAAAAGUUCAACUUUGUGACUUUUCAAAGUCUCCGUGGACAUUUUGAGUUGGAUGUCGACAUGUGACGUUAUUUACGACGCCAUGUGUGUUUACAACGUGCCAAGUCAUCCAAGGUACACAUGAAGAUAAAGAAACAAAAGCAUGUAUUUGAACAAAGUGUACAAACGGUGUAACACUUUUGCCAUGUAUGUAAUGUGACUCAUGGGGACUGAUCAAAUAUGUAAUUAAGUCAUUCAAUUCAAUCAGCCAUUGUGUGAUAUAACAGUGGAAUAUUUUGUACAUAAAAUAUUUAUGAAUGAAGGCAAA